AUGAGUUCCACGUAUGGCUGGCUCACUGAAAGCACUUUGCCUAUUGAACGACCUGUUCCUCUGCGUGGAGUUUCACAAGAGUCACAACUAGCGUUAUCAUCCAUAGUUAGGAAACACCAGGAAUACCAGAGAAAGCAGCUGGGCGAGCAACGGGCCCUCUUCGCCCAAGCAGCAAAAGAAGGGAAGCUCUUCACUCACGACGCUGACUGUGCUCGCAGAUGGACCCGUCCAACCAGGAAGGCACUGGAUUGGUUUGGGAGGCAAUUAGCGGGCAGGAACGACGGUGUCGGUUUGAGGAGUGCCGCUGAUGAGGUGGCCAGUAACCGCCGCAUUGAAGUUCUCAGCGACGUUGGUCGUCACCUUGAAAAGAAAGCCAAGCUUUACGAUCGUUUAGUUGGAGGCUUCACACCAAACACCUCAGCGUUGCAGCUUCUACAGCUAAGCCAAAAGCGUCGCAUCGAUCAAGGUCAGAAGUAUGUAGCGGAGCAAUGUGGCCCCCCUCUAUCAACUGAGGCCCUCUCAGAGCUUUUGAAUAUAACCGAGUAA
Cyclospora cayetanensis is the source of this 546-nucleotide messenger RNA. RefSeq lists its product as uncharacterized. Lineage: Eukaryota; Apicomplexa; Conoidasida; Eucoccidiorida; Eimeriidae. The record is from RefSeq and is a predicted model, not a curated record. The transcript is spliced from 3 exons. The coding region runs from base 1 to 546 and encodes 181 amino acids.